CUGGAUCUGAAACGUUGUUAUGAGGAGGUGCUUGGUCUACUCGAGGACCUUGGUUGCUGAUAUGCACAGCAGGGGUGAUGGUGUUGGACUGUGAUAAUGAUAAUAGACAAUGAUCACCUCAGUCACCUGUCCUCCUGAGAGCUGAGUGACUUCUGGCACUGCGGUGGAAGCUGUCUCAUCCCAAGCCCUGCCCUCUUGUACCUGAGCAUCUACAGCCUCCAAAUCCCAGGGAUGAGCAGAUGGAGAUAAAUGUCCAUCCACUGAGGGACAAGCCUGAGGGAAGGGGCUUCCAUACCCACAAUAGUGAUGGAGAAACAUCUCGACAAUGCUCUGAGUCACACUAUUUCAACAGCACACCGUGUCCUAUUGCCAGAAACCCCCUUCUCACCCUGGGGGGUUUGGGCCGCUGGCAUCCUGAUGGGGUGAUGCUGCUCAGCUUCCCAAGUCCCAACACCUCUGGAGGAGCUGGGAAAGGGAACGUGGCACGAUGCCGGAACGAGCCUCCAGGCUUGGCAUUUUGGGGAUGUCACCCUCAUGAUGGUCCCUCCUUUUGGUUACGUCCUUCCUCCCGCAUGCAAAGUGAUGCCAAGGCAAUGCCAACAUUUCCCGCCUCUGUAGGCUGGGGAAAGAGCUGUGGGGAAAAGAGUUUGUCCCUUUCACUAGCUGAUUAAUUCGGUAAAUUACAAAGGAAAUACAUCCUGGGAAAAGCAAGAAAAAUUCCCAAAGUUAAUCCAACAGUUAUUUCCUCCAGUACCUGGAUAAAAACGUGUUCUUCAGAGCUCUUCAGGUCAGACUUUGGUGAGACAGGUGAACCCACAUCAAAGAACAAGGUCUCCCAAGCAGCUGGCUGUGUUCUCAUCCUGCUGCAGCAUGAAGGGAUCCCACAUGUUCCUCUGCCUCCUUUCCGUGUCCUGCUGGUUGAAUUGGAUGCCAAUGGCUGGGAACAAAAUCUUCGACUUUGGGCCUUGCAGGGUUCCAAUGACCAUGACUGAGAUCAGGUCUGGUUUCACUGCAAUCAAAGCCAAUAUUCAAGCCAGAGAUCCCAUCAGGACCUUGAGCAUCUUGUCUCACCCACACUCCCUGCACAAAAUCCAGUCUUCAAACAGAUGCUGCAUCACCUAUCACCUCUUGAACUUCUAUGUGGUCAAGGUUUUCAGGCACUGCAAGACCGAGGAUCCGUAUGUGAACCGGAAAAUCAGCAGCAUCGCCAACUCCUUCCUCAGCAUGAGGAGGAAACUUGAGCAGUGUCGUGAGCAAAACAAGUGUGUGUGUGGACAAGAAUCCACUGAGAAAUUUAACCAAAUCAUUGCAAACUACGAAGGGCUGAAUGUCACAUCUGCAGCAAUAAAAUCCCUGGGUGAGCUGGACAUCCUUCUGGAUUGGAUGGAGAAAUCUCCUUAGGGAGGAGGAGGCAUUAAUGACCCUGGGACAUUGCACACAGGGGAGAACCUGACAUGGCAGGGGUGCAGUUUCCCACUAGCUGCAGCCUUGCUGAGACACACACCGAGUGUUUUGCCAGCCAGGGACACUGGCCACAUCCACAGUCUUGCAUUAAGAGGGAAACACCAAGUUUGAUGGGAUCAGCACAGUGCUCACUUAGCUGGCUUCUAUCAAAGGUCGCUCUCCGAGGGUCUGUCUUGCUGGCAGACAUAAGCUGUGAUUGUUUCAGAAAGUAUUCUUUAAAUUAUAAGACUUUUAUGUAAGGAAUGUAUAUUAAUGAGUGCUGAGUGACCACUGGAGUGACCCUGGGGUGGGAAACGCUGCAGAGAAGAGCUCCUACACCUGGGCUCAGCCUCAUGUCACUGCUGCUGGAUCUGGCUGAAAUGAGGUGCAUGGUGUGGGAAAUGCUGCCUAGAAGAUGUCCUAGCAGGUAUGUCAGGCCUCAGAAAUCCACGUUUCCUUUUGACAUGAUAUUUUCUGCCUUAUCAGUGAAAAUAACCACCUUUCUAUGCAAGAUAUGUGGUUGCUGAGUAUAAAAAUGUUCUUGUAUGUAUGGUGUA
Apus apus (common swift) is the source of this 2000-nucleotide messenger RNA. Its product is annotated as interleukin-20-like. The record is from RefSeq and is a predicted model, not a curated record. NCBI's taxonomy places the organism in Eukaryota, Metazoa, Chordata, Aves, Apodiformes, Apodidae. Bases 871 to 1401 code for a protein of 176 amino acids. The transcript has 7 exons.